CCUGACGAACCUCCGGUAAGCUGAAGGAAAACAGUGUUAGUAGACCACACCCUAUGACAAUAUUUACAAUGGGAUUAAAUUUCGAUAAAGCUUGAUGCCUCAAAACAGUUAAAAAACACAAGUACUCAGUCCAACAUACCAGCUCAGUUUCUGAACUGUGUUGGGAGAAAUCAGUUGUUUAAUUUAAUCAGUAAACAUGAGUAUAGUCGGUACAGGGUGGUACGUGUGCUCGUAGCACUGGACGUGUUAGCGGCGCUAACGGCGGCCCAACAUCAGCCCACUGUCACCGUCCAACAAGGCGUUCUGGUCGGCACCACCGAGACUUUUCAGGAAUUCUCCUCAAAACAAUAAUCGGCUAGGCAGCUAAUUUAAAUUUGAUAAAACGCGUCAGUCGAAACACAUUGCCUCGCUUUUUGCAUUUUGCAUCACUAAAUAUUCAUACAACGAUUGUGUUGGUUCACUGUUUACUUAAAGGAUCUUUAUAAUACAUGCAUACCCUUUGUUGUAUUAAAUUGGGCUAUUCACAUGUUGAGGUUGCAUUGUGGAGUAUACUGUUUGUCAAGUGAUUAGUAACCGCCGCACCGUGUUUGACGACGACAAGCAUUUCAGAAACAUGACAGAUUCGUUCCUCGUUGUUGCAAAUGCAUUGCGAGUCAUCCUCGUAUUGAAUGUGUUCUUGGCCCAAACGGCGGCCCAAACGGCGGCCCAAGAUGCGCCCACCGUCACCGUCCAACAAGGCGUUCUGGUCGGCACCACCGAGACUUUUCAGGAAUCCCAAUUCAUCGGUGUGAACAAGACCAUUGAUGUCUUCAAGGGGAUACCAUUCGCUGAGCUGCCCGUGGGUCGGCUGCGGUUCGAGCCCCCGGUGGCUAAGGAGCCGUGGGUCGGUACGUACGACGCUACGUACUUCAGAGAUGCCUGCGUGCAGGACCCUCUACAAGCUUUCGGAAUGCCCAUGAGCGAAGACUGCCUUCAUCUGAAUAUUUACGCAACAAGGACAACGUUCCCAGAGGGCGCUGCCGUCAUGGUCUAUAUCCACAGUGGCAGUCUCAAUGGCGGAUCUGCAGUCCUCCCUGAUUUUAACGGCCUCCCAUUGGUUUCCGUGGGUGACGUCAUCCUUGUCACCAUCAACUAUCGUCUCAACGUCUUUGGGUUCCUAACAACAGGUGACGAAGCCUCGCCUGGUAAUGUUGGCCUGAAAGACCAGGUAAUGGCCUUGGAAUGGAUAAAACAGAACAUAGCAGCAUUUGGCGGUGAUAAGGAACGCAUCACGAUCUUUGGAGUGGGUUCUGGAGGUUUGAGCGUCAACUUACUGGUCCUGUCUCAACAGACUACAGGACUGUUCAGUCAGGCUAUAAUGCAGAGCGUCACCGCCCUCUCCCCGUCGUUUUACGAGGAUCAAGAGCUGCUGCGACAACAAGCGUUUCAGGUCGGGGAGAGAGUCGGCUGCAGAGUCUCGGAUAGUGUGGCGCUGCUAGACUGCCUACGAGAAAUAAACGCAACGGCUCUCAUUACUGCAGCACCUCAGUCAUUGUUCCGUUCCGCACCUGUGCUGGAUGGGACGUUUCUGGAUGACACACCGGCCAAUCUGUACGCCACCGGCCGGUAUAACCACGUCAAACUCCUCCUUGGGUCCAACAAGGACGAGGGCACAUUUAAUGUCUACCUCAGCCAACAGUUUGGCGAGUAUCGAACCAAAGAACAAGCACCUAUCAUCAACGAGGAGGCUUUCGAUCAACUUGUGACAGAAAAAUUUGUGAGAGAUUACGGUUAUUCCAACGAUCAGCUGACUGACGCUAUCAGAAUGCAGUACAUUGAUUGGUCGCAAGCUGAUAACGACUCUUACGAUUUCUUCCGAUCGUACGUUGACUUUGCUACCGAUUUCAGCUACGCAUGUCCAGUCGAUCAGGUUGCACGCUAUCACGCCCAAAGCGGCGACGAUGUCUACGUGUAUCAGAUGACGCACGUACCGAGCGUGUCCUACUGGAAUUACGGCGGGUUCGGCCCGGGCUGGUUACUGGCCGGACACGCUGAAGAUGUCCAGUUUGUCUUCGGUUUUCCGUUCAUUCCUGCCGCCACGGCUCUCAGGGGAGAACUCCAAGACGAUGAGAAGGCUCUGUCGGUCAAGUUCAUGGAAUUCUGGACCAAUUUCGCCAAUACUGGAAACCCUGGCGUGCAGACCCCGGGCUCCCCUCCGGACCCUCAGCGCGAUUUCUGGCCCCGGUUUACUAUCCCAGAGUUGGAGUACAAGGAACUCAGCUUGAACCUGACCUCAUCCAGGGCACUCAAGAGCGACAAGUGUCAUUUCUGGAACUCUUACAUGGUGCAGCUCAGGACCAUGCUGGCUGAUUUGGAUGUCGCUGAGCGUGAAUGGAGGGAAGCUUUUCACACCUGGAAGUACACCGACUUGGCCGACUGGAGAUACCAGUUCGCUGAGUAUAAAGCAAUCAACGCGAAGUAACGUGGAAAAUGAGAAGAAAUCCAAUUGAUCAGUUUCUAGGUCAUCAUUUUUAUAAUAAUUAUGUAGAUUAAAGCAUUAAGAUUAGUUCAAACAUUUUUAACGUUUUUACGACAACGAUUUAUAUAAAUUACACUGGCAUUUUUUUUAAACCUCUUUCGUAGCAGAAUUUUAGUGCGUCUUUCUAUUGCAUGUUUAUAGGUUUUCUGGCCUUGAUCGAAUUUGGUUCAAAAGAAAAAUCAUUUAAGUAUUUGAUGAUAUCCAAUUACCCAGUACAAAUAUGUUAGUAAGUUCAUUUUGACUUUUACUUCACUAACCCUAUGGUAUUAGCAAUGCUAUUAUCUCAACUUUUAAUAGAUUUAACACAUUUCUUUUUAAAAGUUUCAUUGCGUUAGUCCUUAUAUUUUCCGUUCAUUAGUAAUGUGUGUCCACUUUGCAAUAAAUAACGGUCUCCAAAACUAAA
Patiria miniata (bat star) is the source of this 2921-nucleotide messenger RNA. RefSeq names its product cholinesterase 1-like. The transcript has 9 exons. The record is from RefSeq and is a predicted model, not a curated record. Bases 614 to 2461 code for a protein of 615 amino acids. NCBI's taxonomy places the organism in Eukaryota, Metazoa, Echinodermata, Asteroidea, Valvatida, Asterinidae.